This is a messenger RNA of Synchiropus splendidus (mandarinfish), 9581 nucleotides long. Its product is annotated as serine/threonine-protein kinase NIM1-like. Gene Ontology annotation, cellular component: cytoplasm. The coding region runs from base 8120 to 9469 and encodes 449 amino acids. Gene Ontology annotation, biological process: intracellular signal transduction; protein phosphorylation; microtubule cytoskeleton organization. Gene Ontology annotation, molecular function: ATP binding; tau-protein kinase activity; protein serine/threonine kinase activity. NCBI's taxonomy places the organism in Eukaryota, Metazoa, Chordata, Actinopteri, Syngnathiformes, Callionymidae. The record is from RefSeq and is a predicted model, not a curated record. The transcript is spliced from 9 exons.
UUUAGUUGAAGCACCUGUGUAGCGGUGUCAUGAGGACCGUGAUGUACCGGUAUUUGGACCUCGAUGCUCACAGCGCUGGAAAACACUAGAGGUGGCUGCUGACCCACCUGAGGAAGUCUGGGGCUCGGACGAUCAUGUGCUGGAAGUCCUCCAGAGACAAGCGGCCGUCGUUGUCCAGGUCGGCUUCAUCGAUGACCUUCUCGCACACCAUCCUCACCUCGUCCUCCGUCAGCUCGUUCCUGGUCAGCUUGUUCACCGUCUUCUCCAAGUCGGACUUGCAGAUGAAGUCGUCGUUGUUGAAGUCUUUUCACAGGAGGCCUAAAAUAUGUUGGUUCUGGACCUCAUUUCACACACUCCAGCGUGAAAGAGAGAGGUGAGGUGGCCACCAGGGAGGAGGCCUCAGGGCAGACCCAGAAGAGAUUACACACCUUGCCGUAUACUCCAAUUUCAGAGGAUCUCUAUGGACAUUGCUCCAAAGUGGUGGGGGCGUCAGUGGCAGCCGCAGCUUCCAGCCACCAUGUCAUUGUACUGCUUCAGCACCACGUUUUCGUCAUCAUCAAAGUACAAGAGGUUGAUGGAGAAGAGCUUGUCGGGGACGCAGCAGGGCGUCUCGAUGCCUUUCAUCAGCUUCAGGGCGUUGAUGAUGGACUGGACGGUGGCGUGGUUGGUGGGUCUCAUGUUCUGACCCAGAGGGAAGGGGCAGGAACCUUUGCAGUGGUAGGCGUUGUAACCACGCGGGGAAACGAUCCAGCCGGACCAGCCGAUCUCCUCGAAGUCGACGUAGAGAGGAAGCCGCUGGCAGGGCAUGGACGCCCCGUCAUCUUCGCUGUUGUCCAGGGAACGGGCACUUCGGGAGGACGGGGCAGAGAUGGGGGUCUGAGGCAGGCUGGAGGUCACUUCUGUGUCGUUGGGAUCUGGAGGGAGAUUUUUGUUAGCCUUGUGAUGUUCAGUAGAAUAACUGUCCUUGUUUGAGAUGACAGCUAACGGUCACUACCGCCCCCUGCUGCUACACAAAAGAGCUUGCGUCUCACCUGAGCUCUCCAGAGUCGUGGGCCGCCGGCCGUCAUCGGUGAAUAGCACCAGCAUCGGCUGCUUGCUCCGAUGGUGAUUCCGUCCUGAAGCAAAGCGGAUCAGCUUCAGGUCCACAUGGCUUCCACCCAAAGUCCGGACCACAACGUGAAGACCCAAGUUGCUGCCCUCGUCCACCAUCCAGGACCGAACCUUCAGAACAACAACAGGGUUUAGAGCUGCAGUCUAAUGCCGACAGCCUCCUGAGGGCUUUGGUGUGGACACUCACUGCUUGUGUGAUGGUGAAGACCUCCCAGCCGGUGGAGUGGACCGGGAUCAGACGAGACGACAGAAGCUUCCUCUGCUGCGUGACGUUGGACCUGCUGGUGUCGAGCAGCUGAUAGACGCUCACCUGGAGAGGGCAGGUUCUAAAGGUCGUAGUGCGACAGUUCUCCAGCAGGGAGCGCUGGGAUCAGAUUUGGCAGAGGCAGGAGGUGAUGGCGAGGACUGUCCGCAUCUGGCCGUGCUGGUUGAUGAAGCUGUGGCUCUCGUAGCCUUCAGGUACACACGAGUUGGACUGUUUCUCAGCCCACAAGUGGCAGCGUUCCGGGUCAGAGGGACUCCUGUGGGAGGAUGUAAAUUAUUGUUGGAUGCUAGAAUCAAACAUUAUCCAUCAAAUAUGAACCACAGAAAGUGAUUCACGCGUGCUCACAUAGCUGACUGCUGGUGUCCACAAACUAGCUGUCAGUAAUAAUGUGUAAGUUGUGCAUGUAAUGCUUUGAUCAGCUGCUUCAUGGUCGCGCUGCUGGAGGUUCAACUAGGUUCUUUAAGUCGAGGGUGUCCGCAAAGCCACAUUACGAUUGGACAUAUUUGCACUUCAGUCUAACAAACAUUGCAUUGCUGAAGUUGUAGGGACCAUUUUAUUACAGUUCUGUUACCUGUCUUCAUCAUCGCAGUUGCAGACUGUGAUCAACAACUUUACUACUGACACACUGUAUAUUGAAUGUCUUCAUGUCCUAAAGACAAUAGGAAAAAUUUGACUCCAUUUGGAUCCAGUGACGCCAACCCUUUACAUACCAAUUUGGUUUCCUUUUUAUUUAUUUAUUUAAUUUUUUUUCCUAUUAAACUCUUAAAGUACUGGACUUAAAAUACGGUAUAAGUGGCUAGCACUUGAUAUAAUUUAAUGGCAUGAUGAAUAAUAUGUAUUUAAUUAAUUGAAAUAAAUAACCUGAAUAGAAAUAAAUGUUUUCUUUAUUUUUGAGCAACCUUAUUUAAUGUUUGCUUUACAUGACAUUUAACUGAAAAGCAUAUUCGGAGCUAACAUAAUUAAACAGUGAAACACAAACAAUCCUAUCUUUCUGAAUUAAACAGUUUAAUCUAAAUGUUCCUGUCGUCCUGCUGCAAUUUUAGAACCUGAUCUUAUUGCAAAUGUUAUUGCCGCAUUAACAUGCCAUGAGAUGUUCAAGUUCUUUACAUGGCCCAGCUGUAUCGCAGGGGAGAGUAUUAAUGAGGCAUUUGGUGUUGAAGAAUUCACUUGAAAAGGCAGACACAGUGAGGGCCGAGGUGUCGGCGCUCGCAGGCAAUUGUUAUGAGCAGUUGAAGGAGGUGUGUGUCUGCAGCUGUGUUCAUACGUACCUGAGAAGGCAUCGGUUUCCUGUCGUGCAGCCUCCCAAACAUCUGCCCACGUCUAUUUCCUGCAGGAGAAUUAGCAACACAGAGAAAGAGCCAUCAAGCCUCAAAUAUUGACACGGUUGGGUCGGGGGCUGCUGGUGGGGGGGGCUGCCUCUGUUUAGCAUCUUAACUGCUUUGAUCCAACACCUGCGGUGGCCAUUUGCUUUAGUGUGUCACUGACACCUUCGCCACAAAGCUGGAUUUUAACUUUAUGUGACACACACCAGCCAUGUGUGCGAUGUGUUUGACUCUCUGAAUAUGGAAACUUGAUCUGGAACUGUGCUGUACGUUGUGUUGCUGAAAAAUGUAUUUUUUAAGGCAAUGAUUCCAUUAAUUCCUGUUUGUGUGGCUGUUUCUGGAUGCUUUUGAAACAUUAAACACACAACCACAUUAAUAUAAACCCUGUCUAGAUAUGCUGUUUUAGGAAGUACAACUUUGACCUAAAGGUUAUCCAGACUGCAACACUUCCUGCAGCUCUUCACACCAGGAUGUGGAGUGGAGUUGAUUAAUGGGUGUCUUCCACACUUCCACUCGUGUCUGAUGAAUACAGAUACUUCAUUAAGUCUGGCGCUUGACUGGGCUCAGUACUACUCAGGCUAAGGUUUGUCUGUGAGGGGCUGAUUUUGAAAACACAACUACACAGAAGGGUCGUACUCACCCUCAGCCUCUCCUCUUUGACACCAUCUGCAUGGUGGACUGUUUCGUAGUAAUACUCCACGUACGGGAUCCGGUAGCAGCUUUCCUUCAGCUCGCAGGCCACCACGGUCUGGAUCACAUCGACCUUGUUGGGGGUCUCCACCAGCGCUGAGUCAAACUUGGUGGGGACACAAGAGUAGCCCUCUGGAAAAAAAAAAACAGGCUUCAUGAAAACUUGAUAAAGCCCUCUGUCUUACCAAACUAAAUAUUUAUUGUGAAUCAUUGUCAUGGUGUGAAGACAUAGUCCCUCUGGUGGCCAACAGUGGUAUUUCAACACAAUUUCAUCCAGGAUGUUUGAAUGAUUCCCUUGUGUGUUUAUUUGUACCUAAAUGUUACUUUAAGUUUACAAGUAAUUCAGUUAUCGUUGCUACUUUAUACUCAGUUCAUAAUGAAGUGUUUUUUCAUGAAAACAUUGAAAAAUUAAUUUAAAAAAGCUGACUUUUGUUAAUAAGCACUAAUAGACAAGUUGUUGAGAAAGUAUUUUUGCACUCAAAUUCAAAUUGUAGUUGCUGUAGCUGAUGAGUAAGCAGUGGUGGAGAACUAAUAGUAGAAGUAGUUGGAGUAGAAGUAUAUAGAGGAUUAAGACAAUAAAGGCCACAGGAGCAUGUGUUGCGUAUGUAGUAUGAGCUGCAGUAAAGUUAGUUGCAGCAGAAGAAGGUCUCAUAUCAAUUGCAGUACUUAAAGUAUCAGUAGAAGUAUAAAUAGCUUCAUUGUGCUGGUAGCUUGUCGUGGUAGAUCGAGUAGUAAUACUUCAGUAUUAGUCUGGUCAUAGUGGUUUCAUUUAUAGAUCCUGUUAUUGAAAGUGUUGUUGACACAGUGUCACUCCAAGUUGUAGUAGAGUGAGGGAGAGGAACGACAGUCGAGUGUGUACUAGUUGUGGAUGUAUGUACUGUCGUAGUAAUAGCUCCAGGAGCUGAAGUGAAUUGGUGGCUGUGAGGCUGUGGUUGUUGUGUAAGUGUAAAGAGUAGCUGUGGAAGUAGAGGUGGUAUGUAUCUAGCAGAGGUAGCAGCAAUAGUAGUAAAGGUCGACCGUUUAACAGAAGUGGUGACAGUAGUAGUGACAAUGGUAGCGGUAGUCGUUUAGCUGCAGCGAGUUCCAGUAUCAGGUACACACCUGGGGAGCCUUUGGACCGGGAGCACGCGCCCACGUCCACCACUGACUCGUAGGGAGUCUCGGAGUAGUAGGUUCGGAGCGCGGGGACGCGGAUGCACUGGGUCAUCUGGAGCUCGCAGUGACACUCCUCGAUCACUUCCACCUCCCGCGGGCCCUCGAAGAGCAGCACUCGUUCCACGCGCAUCCCGGUGGGCUCGCACACCCGGUUCACCCCGCAGGACGCGAGCUGGCUCCGGGGCUCGGGGCUCUCCGGAGCGCUUGGUCUGCGCGUUUUCUGCUUUUAAAGAGAGACGCGUUGGAGUCAGGCACGUUGAGACAUGUACUACGAAGUUUACCAACAUUAGAGUUCAACGAAAUAACGAGGAUAAACGUGAACUCUGCAGGGAAAUAGGCGUAUGCGUUGCCUACAGCGACACCCAGUGGGCUCUAGUGGGACUGCACUCACUUUCUUGCUCCUGAGGAAUUCCAGCAUGGAUGCAUGAUGUGAGUAUUCCUGCUGCCCAGUUUCAUGCGAGGCCCUGGCAGUGCCCCCACAGUGUGACCUGCACAGACCCACAUCCACACUGACAGGACUCCCCGAUAUGUCUGAGGGCAGAAACACACAUGAGUCCAACACUACUUUCAGUUCAGCAGCUGCUGCAGACGCGUCAUCUGUCUUACCUUGGCCAACGUAGACGAAAUGGCUCUGUCGUUUGCAGCACGCUCUCUGUGUAAACAAGUUUGGUCGAUCGAUGUGUUUGCUCAAUGCCCCUGUCACUUGAAAACAAAACACAAACAGUGCUUAAGUAGGUCACGCUGUCAUUUACCAGCCCCUUUACAAACAUGAAUAGCCUAAAAAUAUACAAUUUCAGAGCACAGUUCAGUUUAAUGCACGGACAUAGCGUUUAUAUCCUUUGGUGUAAAUAAGAUUAGGUUCCAUCUAUAUCACAUUAAAUAUGAUUAGUUUUCCUGCAAAAAUAAAAUCAUAUUUUAAGAAUAUAGUGGGUAUAUAUAUAUCUUUUUACAGUGCUGCUUAGUUAGUAAAUAUAGUGUUGGCCGUGAAAAUAGAUUUAUUUUUCUUUUCCAAUCUGAUUCCAAGUGUGCAGGGGUGUUAAUAUUCAUGGAUAACCAGCAAACUUAUGAGGAGUAGAAGUUAAAAAUACUUACAGGUCAUGUGCAGGGCAAACAGGCUGAGGAGACACUGUUGGAGUACUUUCAUGGUUUCUGCUCCGCGGCUGCCAAAUGCUGAGUGUUCCUCUGCCCGCUGACGCCUCUGAUAUUUAUAUGCGAUCCUUCAAUUUCACCCAAAAGCAGGCUCUGCAAGUGAGGGCUAAUCAAAUUUCCAUGCCGAAUGCCUUUGUGGGGCAGCGUUCCUGGAGCCAGGGCCACUUCAAAGGCUUUCACCCCUGCUACUGCAGCCUGAGAGCCCGCCGGAUGGAGUGUGUGGACGAGGCCCGCGCUCACCCUAAUGAAGGGCUUAAGUAGUCGCCAGCCAUUCAGAGCGACACUCACUCAAAGGCAUUAAUCAUCUUUUAUCUCGGAGGGAGGGUAUUUAGCACCUCAGACUUAAAACAAAACCGGGCCCAAACACAUAAACAGGAUCAGCGUGGGGGCCAGGCCUUCACCUUCCCACAAGCCAGCACCUUUGUGUUUAUUCAACAUCACACCAAAUGGCCAGACCUGGCAGGGCGAACCCUCAAAUCCUUCUUUUUUUGUUCAGUCAAACUCGUGUGCUAGAGCGCCGUCAUUAUGAAGAAGGCCGAAUUUAAGCCACUAUUCCUGUUGCUCUGACAAGAUUGACCAGAUGAAUCUCCCCUAAAUGUCCCUUGACAAGGUGUUAGCCCUUGUUUGAAGUGGUGAUGUGAUCCCCUCAUUUCGGCCCGGAUUAUCAUUUGGACAGUCGUCAGCACUCAGACACCCUAAUUUAGGUGACGCCCUACUGAGGUUUCUAUUGUUCACUCCCUUCAUUACAUGCUCUGUCCUCCCACCAGCCGACACUCCUCGUAAAACAUUGUGAAUCAUUUGAUUGAAUUAUGUUGCUCAUAGUUUAAAUGGUUGAAACGUGAUUAUGAUUAUAGCAUCAUUUCGCUCCACUCAACAUCAAGAUCCAGGGUGUUUCUCCCUACGGACCGGACCUUCCAAAGUAGCGCCUCCUAUCUGCAGCAGUAAGAAUUAAAGGGAAUCUGAAGACUGAACAAAAAAUGCCAUUUGCAAGUGCUAGUUUUAGUUUUGUGUUUGUUUCCAUAAAGUCUUGAGAAGUCAUCGAGGCAAAAGCAAAGCAUUGUCAUUACAAUUUAAACUACCAAUUCAAAUCAUUUAUUGGAGCAGCAACAAUCGUAAAAAUAUAAAAUAAUCACACUUACGUACAAAAACGUAAACAUGAAUUUUAAAUAUAUGGAAAAGACAAAUAAAUAUGAAUUCCAAAUUCUAUUUGGAUAAAGGUUUACAUUUAAAUUGUGUUGGACACAAAACACAUUCUAUUGUCUGUGCGAUGUGUCUGCACGUGCCACUAUCAGUGGACCUGAUUAUGGAUUAUAAUCUCAACACACUGCUUAAGUGUCGGACACCUGACAAUGCCAGCAGAGGUUGACUGCAGUGGCCAGACCGUCUGGCCUCGUCUGGUGCUGCUGUCUGGGUCAGGCACCUGGGUCAGGGGGCCACCGUUGUAGCUCAGGCUGACCGAUAAAGACCUUGAAUCAAUCCACGCUUUUACACAGCUGCCUUUAGUUGUGGUUAUUUUCUAAUACAUGCAUUCCCUUUGAAUUAUUUAAUACAGGACGUACCUAAUCUCUGUGACAGUAAUUGAGCUCAGCUGUAUUCAGAACUUCGCUCAAACCUUUCUGCCAUAUGAUUUAUUUUGUGUUAGUGUUUCCGAUAUUUCCAAGCUACCACAGCUCGAUCACUGGAUUAUGAAAAGUAAAAUCACAUCUGUCCAGUUAUCUGAAUGAAGAAAUGAAAUAGAACAAUGAAAGGAUCCACCCAGUUCCUGACUCGCGAUUGCAGCAUGCCACACUGGCCACUAGAGGACUUGCAUCGUCUGCUGUAGUCAUCAGGUCGCAAGGCUGGAUGUGCAUUUAAAAUGAUUAUUAGAUGGCAAUGCUCAUCCACAUGAAAUAUGAAAAAAGCUGCCCGAGAUAAUGUAUUGGAAGUUGAAAUUACAUAUAUAAUAUUGACCAAAAAUAUGUCUUUUCAAAUGUGAUUCAUAGCUGUGUUGAAGUGGGAGAGAUUGAUAGACCGAUUUGGUAGAUUAUGGAAGUCGUAUGUGAAGAAUUUUGUUAAAAAUAUUGUGCCAUCAAAGGGCUGAUACUGAUCAUGUGGGACAUGAGCAGAUGUAUUUUGAGGCAGCUGCAAUCCUCCAUGGCCUGUUUGGAAGGGAGUGCUUUAAUACGAGCGGGGAUUAUAAUCCCUGCAGCGCCCCCUUCACUGAUGUGUUUUGUAAAGGUAAUCCCAUCCCCUUCGAACACCUGCGUCCGUCCCAGCAUUUAGGUCUCGGGGUUAAAAGCUGGUCAAGCCAUUGUCUGUCUGCAUGGGAGGAGUCCAACACUCAGGGAUUACAGAGCCAUGUGCACUUCUGGAUUAUACAGCAGGAGACAAUACUUAAAGGCCAUAACAGGGAGGGUCAUCUGUUUCUUGAUCACCUGAGGCUGGUGUAAUGUCUUUAAACACCAAAAACAACGUGAUAAACAAACAGAGGACCAAGAAGAACAUCAGAGGAAAGACAUGGACCCAUCUGAGGACGGCCCCUUGUAAGGAGGAGAUCAUCUCCGUGAAAGAGAGACGAUGUCAUGGAGACCUGGAAGCAAGAGAGAAUUUGCCGGAGGAGCUGGAGCUCCAGAGGCUGACGGCGUUUGAGAAGGCCUUUUAUGACCUCACCCAUUCGGAGAAGGUGAUGAACGACCUGACGUUUGGACGCCGGGUCGGACUCUACGAGCUGAGGGGAGAAAUCGGCUCCGGAAAUUUCUCUCGUGUCAGACUGGGGAAGCAUGACCUGACCAAAGAGAGGGUGGCAGUGAAAAUCCUGGAUAAGGUCCGUCUGGACCAACGCUCCCAGGCGUUCAUCGGCUCGGAAAUCUCCUGCAUGGAGAAGCUGACCCACCCUAACAUUGUGCGCCUGUACGAGGUGGUGGAGACGUUCAAGAGGCUCUACCUGGUGAUGGAGUAUGCCAGCGGUGGAGACCUGUUCUCCCGCAUCAGCAGCAGGGGGCGACUCUCAGACCUGGAGAGCAAACUGGUGUUCUCCCAAGUCAUCUCUGCUGUCGGACACAUGCACGAGAGCAACAUCAUCCACCGGGACAUGAAGGCGGAGAAUAUCUUCUACACCAGCACCUUCUGCAUCAAGGUGGGCGACUUCGGCUUCAGCACCUGCUGCCAGAACUCGGAGGUGCUGCACACGUUCUGUGGCUCGCCGCCGUACGCAGCGCCGGAGCUCUUCAGGCAGAAGGGCUACAUCGGCCAGUACGUCGACAUGUGGGCGCUCGGCAUCUUACUAUACUUCAUGACGACGGCUAGCAUGCCUUUCAAAGCCACCAACACGGGCCGGCUGAGGCGCUGCAUCCUGCAGGGCUCCUUCACCGUGCCGCCGUACGUACCGGAACCGUGCCAGGAGAUCAUCAAGGGGCUGCUCAGGCAGGUCCCGGUGGACCGACUCUCCAUGAAACAGGUCGUGUCCAGUGAGUGGAUGAGAGGUGUCCAGUAUCCACAGGCCUACCCACCGUGCAGUCCCACUCCUUCCCUCCUGGUGGAGCCGUCGUACAACCUCAGCACAGAUGAGUUCAGCGUGAAGACAGCCAUGGAGGACCUGGGCAUCACCAAGGAGCAUCUCCUCAGCAACACGCUGGACUUAAGAAGCCCCAUCACAGGCACUUACAGGAUUCUUCUGCACCGUGUCCAGAAGAAAAGCUCAGUGGAAGCUGUGGGCUGUGGCCAGACGUGCGUCACCCAGAACAGAUGGAGAGCAGGUUCAGAUGGUCUCCUGAAGAGCCGAGACUCUGUGAUGAUCUAGAGGUGCAGGAUUGGAAGUUCUGACCUGUUGUCAUGACCCAGUUGAAGGUUGGAGAACCACCAGUUCUGCUAAAGGAAUCACUCUGGGGGCUGUAGAAUCAGGCUGACCUCAC